AAGGGAUUUGUCUUGGCCGCUCACCCCCCGGCUCUACAUGUUCGCUGCACUGAGGAGGAGACGGAAGAGGAGCCAGCCCCCCUCCCGGCCCGGAUUAUUGUUGUUAUAUUAUCUCCCCUCCUCCUCCUGCUCCGCGGCGGCGGCGGUGGCCCAGCGGCGGCGGCGGCUCCUCUGAGGAGGGAGGGGGGUGGAUUUCUUUCCCCCUCUCUCAGAUUCUCGUUGGAUUCAGACGCCGAUUUGCUCAGUGCUUGGGAGAUGGGAAGUAAUGAUAGCUGGCACCUGAAUUGAAAUAUCUGUGUAGGCACUACUAUCCCAGAACUUCAGGAUGAAUGGGGAUAUGCCUCAUGUUCCCAUCACUACUCUUGCAGGGAUUGCUAGUCUUACAGACCUUUUGAACCAGCUGCCUCUUCCAUCACCAUUACCUGCUACAACAACAAAAAGCCUGCUUUUCAAUGGACGUAUAGCUGAAGAGGUGAACUGCCUUCUGGCUUGCAGGGAUGAAAAUUUGGUUUCACAGCUCGUCCACAGUCUCAAUCAGGUGUCAACAGAUCACAUAGAGUUGAAAGAUAACCUUGGCAGUGAUGAUCCAGAGGGAGAUAUACCAGUCUUGCUGCAGGCUAUCCUGGCAAGGAAUCCUAAUGUUUUCAGGGAGAAAAGCAUGCAAAACAGAUACGGGGUACAAAGCGGGAUGAUGAUGUCACAGUUUAAUAUUUCUCAGAAUUCCAUGCGUGGUAGUCCUGCAUCUUCCAAUUAUCAACAAACCACUAUAUCACAUAGUCCUUCCAGCCGUUUUGUGCCACCACAGACAAGCUCUGGUAACAGAUUUUUGGCACAACAGAACAGCCCAGUGCCUAGUCCAUAUGCUCCUCAAAGCCCUGCAGGAUACAUGCCGUAUUCACACCCUGCAAGUUAUACACCACAUCCGCAGAUGCAACAAGCUUCAGUAUCCAGUCCCAUUGUCACAGCUGGCAUGAGGAAUCUCCAUGAAAAUAAAGUUUCAAGUCAAUUGUCUGGAAAUUCAGCUAAUCAUCAUGCUGAUAACUCUAGACACGGCUCAAAUGAAGACUACCUACAGAUGGUGCACAGAUUAAGUAGUGAUGAUGGCGAUCCCUCAAUAAGGAAUGCUGCAUCUUUUUCCUUGAGAUCACCACAGUCAGUGUGCUCUCCAGCUGGAAGUGAUGGAACCCUUAAAGGAUCAAGACAACCUUUAAUCCAACAGUCUCAGCCUCCACCUUAUUCAUCACCUAGAGAUGUUCCCCCAGACAUAUUGUUAGAUUCUCCAGAAAGAAAGCAAAAGAAACAAAAGAAAAUGAAGUUAGGCAAGGAUGAAAAAGACCAGACUGAAAAAGCUGCAAUGUAUGAUAUCAUUAGUUCUCCUUCCAAGGACUCCACUAAGCUUACAUUAAGACUCUCUCGUGUAAGAUCUUCGGAUAUGGACCAGCAGGAUGAUAUGCUUUCUGGUUUGGAAAACAGCAGUGUGUCAGAGGGUGAUAUUCCUUUUAAUGUGCAGUACCCAGGACAGACUUCUAAAACACCCGUUACUCCACAGGAUGUUAACCGCCCACUAAACGCUGCUCAGUGUUUGCCGCAGCACGAACAGACAGCUUUUCUACAGGCACAACAAGUGCCUGUUUUACAACAGAACACUUCAGUUGCUGCAAAACAACCUCAAACUCCUGUGGUACAGACACAGCAACAGGUUUCGCAACAAGGAACUAUAACGUCAUAUGAUGAAGUAGAGUUGGAUGCAUUGGCUGAAAUUGAGCGGAUAGAACGCGAAUCAGCUAUUGAAAGGGAGCGAUUUUCAAAAGAAGUGCAAGAUAAAGAUAAGCCUUUGAAGAAGCGAAAACAAGAAAAUAAACCACAGGAGGCUGGAGGUGCUACUGGAGGAAACAGAGCAGCUUCUCAGGAGACAGGUUCUGCAGGAAAUGGGGCAAGGCCAGCAUUAAUGGUUAGUAUCGAUCUGCAGCAAGCAGGAAGAGCGGACUCUCAGGCAACAGUAACUCAGGAUUUGGACACCAUCAAAAAACCUGAAGAAAUUAAGCAGUAUAAUGAUGCGUUUGUGUGUGUUCCCCAAGAAGACACUGCUGGAGUUCUUAAAUUUAAACCUGAAAACCAUCCAGAAAUUUUUAGGAAAAAGCCAGACUUCGAAGGUCAAAAGACAGAUAUCCAGCAAAAUGAAAACAGGCAAAUGGAAUUUCAGCAAAGUGAGAGCAGACGGUUGGAAAGUAAACACAAUGAGAACAAACAGUUAGACGCUAAACAUGAAAGCAAGCAUGAAAGCAGACAAAUGGAAGUGAAACAAAAUGAGAACAGACAGACAGAAUCAAAACAAAAUGAGAGCAGGCAAAUGGAGAUGAAACAGAAUGAGGGAAAACAAAAUAAUGGCAAACAGGAAAUAAGGCAGAGGCCUGAAACGCCAAAACAGAAGAGUGAAGGCAGGCCUGAAACACCAAAACAGAAGACUGAAGGCAGGCCUGAAACACCAAAACAUAGACAUGAUAAUAGGAGAGACUCCAGUAAACCAUUGUUAGAUAAGAAAGUUGAAGUAUCUAGACAUAAACUAGAUGUAAAAUCUGACCUUUCAAGGGUAAAACCUGAAAGUAGAUCUGAUCCAACAAAACAAAGGCCUGAUGGUCGUUCAGUUUCUGAUGCACUGAGGCGUGAUCAUGAUAGCCUUAAACAAAGAUCUGAGGAUAGGGGGGAUUCAGAGAGAUACAGAGGAGAUCCAUCCAAGAUUAGAAGGCCUGAAUAUUUGAGAUCUGCAAACAAAAAUGAACAUGAUUCUAAGUAUGGUGUUAAAUCUGAUGGUUCAAAACCUGAGAAAUUUGAAAGGAAACAUAGGCAUGAGUCUGGUGAUUCAAGGGAAAGAUUUUCUGCUGGGGAUCAGAAAUCAAGACCUGACAGCCCUCGUAUUAAACAGGAAGGUAGAGGAGACUCAAGUAAAUCAAGACCUGAUAAACCUGGUUUUAAAUCACCCAACAGCAAGGAUGAACGAAGGACAGAUGGUAAUAAGAGUAAAGUAGAUACUAAUAAAGCACAUGCUGACAGUAAAGCAGAGUUUCCCAGUUAUUUGUUGGGGGCAAGAUCUGGUGCAUUGAAACAUUUUGUCAUUCCAAAAAUCAAGCGUGAUAAAGAUGGCAAUGUUACUCAGGAAUCAAGGAAAACUGAGUUUAGAGUUGAACAGAAAGACAAAGUAGAGAAGAUUGGGCUAGUUGAAGAUCUAAAUAAAGGAGCUAAGCCUGUAGUUGUCCUUCAAAAGCUUUCUUUGGAUGAUGUGCAGAAGUUUAUUAAGGAUAGAGAAGAUAAAUCGAGGGGCUCUUGUUUUAAACCCAACAAGAACAAGUCAUCCAAAUCUAAUAAAGGUAGCAUAGAUCAGUCAGUGUUAAAGGAGUUGCCUCCUGAGCUCCUGGCAGAAAUUGAAUCCACCAUGCCACUUUGUGAACGUGUGAAAAUGAACAAGCGCAAACGUAGCACAGUUAAUGAGAAACCAAAAUAUGCUGAAAUCAGUUCUGAUGAAGACAAUGACAGUGAAGAAGCUUUUGAAUCUUCUCGUAAAAGACAUAAAAAGGAUAGAGAUGAAGCUUGGGAGUAUGAAGAACAUGACAGAAGAUCUUCUGGUGAUCAUAGGAGAAGUGGUCAUUAUCAUGAAGGAAGGAGGACUUCUGGUAGUGGCCGUUACCGUAACCGCAGUCCUGAUGACUCUGAUAUGGAUGAUUAUUCUUCUCCCCCUAGCCUCAGUGAGGUGGCUAGAAAAAUGAAGAAAAAAGAAAAACAAAAGAAGAGGAAAGCUUAUGAACCCAAACUAACACCUGAAGAAAUGAUGGAUUCCUCAACUUUCAAAAGGUUUACUGCUUCAAUAGAGAAUAUUUUGGAAAAUUUGGAAGACAUGGAUUUUACAGCUUUUGGUGAUGAUGAUGAGAUUCCACAGGAAUUGCUACUUGGAAAACAUCAGCUUAGUGAGUUGGGUAGUGAAUCUGCAAAAAUCAAGGCAAUGGGCAUUAUGGACAAGCUCUCAACAGAAAAAACAGUAAAAGUCCUGAAUAUUUUGGAGAAGAAUAUUCAAGAUGGAUCAAAGCUUUCUACAUUACUUAACCAUAACAAUGACACUGAAGAUGAGGAGAGAUUAUGGAGAGAUCUUAUUAUGGAAAGAGUGACAAAAUCUGCUGAUGCUUGUCUUACUGCUAUCAAUAUUAUGACAUCACCAAAUAUGCCUAAAGCUGUAUAUAUUGAGGACGUAAUAGAAAGAGUUAUUCAAUACACGAAAUUUCAUUUGCAGAACACACUUUAUCCUCAGUAUGAUCCUGUUUAUAGAGUGGAUCCUCAUGGUGGUGGUGUUUUAAGCUCAAAAGCAAAACGUGCCAAGUGUUCCACCCACAAGCAAAGAGUUAUAGUGAUGUUGUAUAACAAAGUUUGUGAUAUUGUCAGCAGCUUGUCAGAGUUGCUAGAGAUACAGCUUCUUACUGAUACGACUAUUCUUCAGGUAUCAUCUAUGGGAAUAACACCUUUCUUUGUAGAAAAUGUCAGUGAACUACAGUUAUGUGCCAUCAAGUUAGUGACAGCAGUGUUCUCCAGAUAUGAAAAACAUAGGCAGCUAAUACUAGAAGAAAUUUUUACUUCCCUUGCAAGACUACCAACUAGCAAGAGGAGUUUGAGAAACUUCAGGUUAAACAGCAGUGACACGGAUGGAGAGCCAAUGUAUAUUCAGAUGGUAACAGCACUAGUUCUGCAGCUUAUUCAGUGUGUGGUGCACUUACCAUCAGCAGAAAAGGAUUCUAACUCAGAGGAAGAAUCAAACAAGAAAGUGGAUCAAGAUGUGCUUAUUACUAAUUCAUAUGAAACAGCCAUGAGAACAGCACAAAACUUCCUUUCUAUUUUCCUUAAGAAGUGUGGCAGUAAACAAGGGGAAGAAGAUUACAGACCCCUGUUUGAGAACUUCAUUCAAGAUCUUCUCUCCACAGUCAAUAAACCAGAAUGGCCAGCUGCAGAGUUGCUACUUAGCUUAUUAGGAAGGCUAUUGGUUCACCAGUUCAGUAACAAAUCUACAGAAAUGGCAUUAAGAGUUGCAUCACUUGACUACCUUGGAACUGUAGCUGCAAGACUGAGGAAAGAUGCAGUCACUAGCAAAAUGGAUCAAGGAUCUAUAGCAAGAAUCCUUAAACAAGUUUCAGGAGGAGAAGAUGAAAUUCAACAGCUGCAGAAGGCUUUACUAGAUUAUCUGGACGAGAACACAGAAACUGAUGCAUCAUUAGUGUUUUCUCGGAAGUUUUAUGUAGCUCAGUGGUUCCGUGAUACAACUAUGGAGACAGAGAAAGCAAUUAAAUCUCAGAAGGAUGAGGAUUCAUCUGAAGGAACUCAUCAUGCAAAAGAUGUUGAGACCACAGGACAGAUCAUGCAUAGAGCAGAAAGUCGCAAGAAGUUUCUUCGCAGCAUCAUUAAAACUGCUCCAUCUCAGUUCAGUACAUUAAAGAUGAAUUCUGAUACUGUGGACUAUGAAGAUGCAUGUCUGAUUGUUCGCUACUUGGCCUCUAUGAGGCCGUUUGCCCAGAGCUUCGAUAUUUAUUUAACACAGAUUCUGCGUGUACUUGGUGAAAAUGCAAUUGCUGUUCGAACAAAAGCCAUGAAGUGUUUGUCUGAGGUUGUUGCUGUAGACCCCAGUAUUCUAGCCAGGCUGGAUAUGCAACGAGGUGUUCAUGGACGGUUAAUGGAUAACUCCACUAGUGUACGAGAAGCAGCUGUGGAGCUGCUUGGCAGAUUUGUGCUCUGUCGUCCUCAGCUUGCUGAGCAGUAUUAUGACAUGCUGAUCGAAAGAAUAUUGGAUACUGGUAUCAGUGUCAGAAAAAGAGUCAUAAAGAUACUUAGAGAUAUCUGCAUUGAACAACCAACAUUUCCCAAAAUUACAGAGAUGUGUGUAAAAAUGAUUCGGAGAGUCAAUGAUGAAGAAGGCAUUAAGAAAUUAGUAAAUGAGACAUUCCAGAAGCUCUGGUUUACUCCAACUCCACACCAUGACAAAGAAGCAAUGACAAGGAAAAUACUAAACAUCACGGAUGUGGUGGCAGCUUGUAGAGAUACAGGGUAUGAUUGGUUUGAACAGCUUCUUCAAAAUCUGUUGAAGUCAGAAGAGGAUGCCUCAUAUAAACCUGUGAAGAAAGCCUGUACUCAACUUGUUGACAAUUUGGUUGAGCACAUUCUCAAAUAUGAGGAAUCUUUAUCAGAUUCUGACAACAAAGGUGUGAAUUCUGGUCGCUUGGUUGCUUGCAUAACCACUUUGUUCUUAUUCAGCAAAAUCAGGCCCCAGCUAAUGGUCAAACAUGCCAUGACCAUGCAGCCGUACCUGACCACUAAAUGUAGUACCCAGAAUGAUUUCAUGGUGAUCUGCAAUGUUGCAAAGAUCUUAGAGCUUGUAGUGCCACUAAUGGAGCACCCAAGUGAGACCUUUCUUGCCACUAUUGAGGAAGACCUCAUGAAACUCAUCAUCAAAUACGGCAUGACAGUUGUUCAACAUUGUGUGAGCUGUCUUGGGGCUGUUGUGAACAAGGUCACCCAAAACUAUAAAUUUGUAUGGGCCUGUUUUAAUAGAUACUAUGGUGCACUUUCAAAAUUAAAAAGUCAACACCAAGAAGACCCAAACAGUACAAUACUUACUGCUAAUAAACCAGCACUCCUUAGAUCACUUUUCACUGUUGGUGCUCUGUGUCGGCAUUUUGAUUUUGAUCAUGAAGAUUUUAAAGGCAACAGUAAGGUUAACAUUAAGGAUAAAGUACUGGAACUGCUGAUGUAUUUUACAAAGCAUUCAGAUGAAGAAGUACAAACAAAAGCUAUUAUUGGCCUUGGAUUUGCAUUUAUACAACACCCAAGUUUAAUGUUUGAACAGGAAGUGAAGACUCUGUACAACAGUAUUCUUUCAGAUAAGAACUGUUCAGUAAACUUAAAAAUCCAGGUGUUAAAAAAUCUCCAGACCUACUUGCAGGAGGAGGAUACACGUAUGCAGCAGGCAGACAGAGACUGGAAAAAAGUAGCAAAACAGGAAGACCUGAAAGAAAUGGGUGAUAUUUCCUCAGGGAUGAGUAGUUCCAUCAUGCAGCUAUAUCUCAAACAGGUCCUUGAGGCUUUCUUUCAUACUCAGUCUAGCGUACGUCACUUCGCCCUAAAUGUCAUUGCACUGACGUUAAACCAAGGUCUCAUCCAUCCUGUUCAGUGUGUGCCGUACUUAAUUGCUAUGGGCACAGAUCCAGAGCCCUCUAUGCGAAAUAAAGCUGACCAGCAGUUGGUGGAAAUAGACAAAAAAUAUGCUGGGUUCAUUCAUAUGAAAGCAGUAGCUGGUAUGAAGAUGUCUUACCAGGUACAACAGGCAAUUAAUACCUGCCCAAAAGAUCCUGUAAGAGGUUUUAGACAUGAUGAAUCAUCCAGUGCAUUGUGUUCACACCUGUACUCCAUGAUCCGAGGGAACCGUCAACACAGACGAGCGUUUCUAAUUUCUUUACUCAACCUCUUUGAUGAUACAGCAAAAACAGAGGUGAAUAUGCUCUUGUACAUAGCAGACAAUCUAGCCUGUUUCCCUUAUCAAACACAGGAAGAGCCACUGUUUAUAAUGCAUCAUAUAGACAUUACACUGUCAGUUUCUGGUAGCAACUUACUACAGUCAUUUAAAGAGUCUAUGGUGAAAGACAAAAAAAAGGAAAGAAAACCUUCAUCAGAUGAGGAGACUGAGAGUGACAGUAACAGUGGUAGUGAGAGUGAGAGUGAAGAGGAAGCUUCUAAGCCUCGGAGGUUGCGGAAACGAGCAGACUCUGAUUCAGAUUCUGAUGAAGAAAAUGAUAUAAAUGCUGUGAUGAAAUGUUUACCAGAAAAUUCAGCUCCUUUAAUUGAAUUUGCAAAUGUCUCCCAAGGCAUAUUAUUACUUCUGAUGCUGAAACAGCAUUUAAAGAACCUCUGUGGAUUCUCUGACAGUAAAAUUCAGAAAUACUCUCCAUCUGAAUCUGCAAAAGUUUAUGAUAAAGCGAUAAACAGGAAGACAGGAGUGCAUUUUCACCCAAAACAAACUCUGGAUUUUCUGCGGAGUGAUAUGGCUAAUUCCAAGAUAACUGAAGAAGUGAAGAGGAGUAUAGUAAAACAGUACUUAGAUUUCAAGCUCCUUAUGGAACAUCUGGAUCCUGAUGAAGAGGAAGAAGAUGGAGAGGUGUCAGCUAGCACAAAUGCUCGGAACAAAGCAAUUACCUCGCUGCUUGGAGGAGGCAGCCCUAAAAACAAUGCAGCUGAGACAGAGGACGAUGAAAGUGAUGGGGAGGAUAGAGGAGGAGGCACUUCAGGGUGAGGCGGAGGAGGAGUCAACGUAUUUCGCAGCGUAUUACGUAAAAUGAUUUUUAUGUGCUUAUAAAUGUCAGUCUAUUAUAUUAAAUGUACACCAAGUAAUGUAAUCCACAUGAAAGAAAGCAUUUUGUAGAUAGAGAUUCUCUACUUAACCGUUUAUACGACUUUUGUAGAAAGUUUAACAGAAAAGACAAUAAAAAAGAAAACCUAGAAAAUGAGAUUUAUCCCGUAUAAAAAGUUAUUAAUUUUCCUUUGGAAUGUACUGUGUGUUAUCCUUUUUAUUGUUGCCAAGUUUUUAUGUAGCUUUAUGAUUCAUGUGUAUAUAUAAUUUUAUAUAUCAAUAAGAGAUAAAGACACGGGUACAAAUUAAGAGUAUGUGGUUUUACAAGGAUAUGUUAACCCCUUGGCGCUGGCGGUCGCGGUGCGUCUCAUUGCCGGCAAUGGAAUGUGUGCCGGGAAAUCCCAACUCCCGGCGUCAAGGGAUUAAAAGCAAUAAAAGCAAUAAUUUCACUAAAGUUCUUUUUGUGUAACACUUGGUCUUUUUUCCCCCCAAUGUUUUAGUCAUUGAGAAGGUCAAAACGAAAUUCAGACUCUACGGAGUUGGCAGCACAGAUGAAUGAAAGUGUUGAUGUCAUGGAUGUCAUCGCUAUUUGCUGUCCAAAGUACAAAGACCGACCACAAAUUGCAAGAGUAGUACAGAAAACCAGCAAUGGCUUCAGUGUUCAGUGGAUGGCAGGCUCCUACAGUGGCUCCUGGACUGAGGCUAAGCGCCGUGAUGGCCGCAAACUGGUGCCUUGGGUAGACACUAUUAAAGAGUCAGACAUUAUUUACAAAAAAAUUGCUCUAACGAGUGCUAAUAAGCUGACUAAUAAAGUUGUGCAGACUUUACGAUCGCUGUAUGCCGCCAAGGAUGGAACUUCCAGCUAAUGAAUUUGUACAUGCAGCCAAAUUUACAGGAAUUGAAAUAACAGACAAACUUGAAAUACCAACUUUCUGGCAAAAAAAAAAAAUCAGUUAAAUGAAGAGUAAGAAUGGAACCUGGGACGCGGGAAAAGAGAAGGAAAUGUUUGGUAAACAUUUUUGUGGGAGCUUUCUUCGCUGUUGUGCAGCAGAAACUUCUCAGUUCAUUUUUACUCCCACUGUAUUAUAGUUUAACAAAAAAAUUGUUUAUAUCUUGAAAAAAAACCUUUCUGUUUAAAAAAAUAAACAAGUGAAUGUUGGAAAUUAGUCUGUUAAUGUUCUUAAUAAAGUGUUCUUGGAGUUUAACCUAGCAGCGGAUGGCUUUCUUUAGCUUAGCCCAGUUUUCCAGGGAAGCGUUGUUUUUCCAGGCUGUAAAAUGGAAGAAUCUCCUGGAUAUAUAAUUUAUUCUGUUGAAGAAAAACAAAAAAAAAAAGCAUGCAGUAUCUAUGACCUAUCUGCAGGAGGAGUUUUUGUAAAUGUAGAUUUUGAUGUAUUAGGUCACCCUGAAAUAAUACAAGAAAGGGAUCCCCAGCAAAUCUGGUGGAACGAAUACUGCAAUAAAUUUUUUUACUUCUCUUUGUUACUUGUCUGUUUCCAUUUGAAUUUCUUAUUGUAAAAAUCUGUUUAAAUCCAUUUAUAUUAUUUGCAGUCUUUUUAUGUAAAAUUUUACUAUAGCAUUGGUUUUCAAAACAAGACAUAAAAUAUUGUUUAUACAGUUGUAUAGGCUGACUUCUGAA
Molecule: messenger RNA, 10007 nt
Organism: Melopsittacus undulatus (budgerigar)
Lineage: Eukaryota; Metazoa; Chordata; Aves; Psittaciformes; Psittaculidae
Gene: NIPBL
Product: NIPBL cohesin loading factor
Biological process (GO): replication-born double-strand break repair via sister chromatid exchange; brain development; heart morphogenesis
Cellular component (GO): Scc2-Scc4 cohesin loading complex
Molecular function (GO): chromatin binding
Source: RefSeq, a predicted model, not a curated record